Messenger RNA from Calidris pugnax (ruff), 12487 nucleotides. RefSeq names its product dynein, axonemal, heavy chain 3 (gene DNAH3). Gene Ontology annotation, molecular function: minus-end-directed microtubule motor activity; dynein intermediate chain binding; ATP hydrolysis activity. The record is from RefSeq and is a predicted model, not a curated record. Gene Ontology annotation, cellular component: dynein complex. The coding region runs from base 123 to 12311 and encodes 4062 amino acids. NCBI's taxonomy places the organism in Eukaryota, Metazoa, Chordata, Aves, Charadriiformes, Scolopacidae. The transcript has 62 exons. Gene Ontology annotation, biological process: microtubule-based movement.
UUACCUUCCCCUGCGCCCGCCGCCUCCACCGGACCCUUCCAGCCGAGUGCGUGUAAUGAAAAAGAUGUUUAUAUUGAUGGGGAGGAUCAAAAACUUCUAAGCAGACGAUAAACCAAAGCAAAAUGAAGCCAACACAGAACCCAAGGCUCCUGGAGUCACAAAACGAUUCUGUGUAUAACAUGAGUCAUGCAAAACAGUUACCGGAGUUACCGCCCCUACAUGCUCCUGCUUCAGCUGCACCUUCAGAAUUGUACCAGGUUUUCCUUAAGGAAAACGCUUACCCUCCUUUGAUGCAACAAGCAUCGUGGACUUUAGCAGCUCCUUUCAAAGAACAGCGUUACUACCGAAGCCCAAGUGACUCCAUAGCUAAUAACUACACGCUUACUGCACGGGAUUUAAAAUUGAAAAAUGUGCACACAUUAAACUCCUCUUCAAUGCCAGGGACAUCUCUGGGUUCAGCCGAGCCGAGCACAGCCUCACUGCCUUCAAAAGAAUUUGAGCCUUCUAGGAAAAAGCUCAAACUUCUGCAAAGCAGUCAAUGGAAUUCUGAUAGCAGUAUACCAACUUUGUUAAACAGUUUGGAUCCCAUCUCACUGUGUGCACCUGCUCAUAUGCCAGAAUUACGUGUUAUACAUUAUACAGACAACCAGCCAUUGACCCCAGAAGAACAAUUUUUUGUCAUGCACUUACGUGAGAAGGAGAUAAGUAAGAGAGAAAAGCCACCUUCAGGAAAUGAUAUAGAGCGGUACUGUUACUACAUAUAUAAUGGAGUGCAGGAAGACAUGCUGGCACCUCAGGAUAAGGAAGUGAUGAAUGUAAUUUUAAAGCAUAUUCCGACCCACAUUCUUGCUAACAAAGACCUGGAGAAUUCACUUGCAAGUUUAAAAGAAGAGAUUGAGGCAGACUAUCGUAUCAGCCUCAUGAAAGCCAUUGUUGAUUACAUCUUGUUGGAUCCAGCUGAGAGAGAGAGACUGGUUAUUGGAAGUAUCCCACGCCCUUUUCCCCAGAGAGUUGUCCGAGCACCAGUCCCAUGGCACAACUCUUACCAAGAAAUGAAAAGCUGGAAUGAAAGGAAUCUAUUAAUAGUGAAUCCAUUGAUGCCCGCUUUGCAACAGCUCUGGCUUUCUGAGUAUAGUCAUCUAAGGUUUGUUCGCACUGAAGAAGUGCUUUGUGGAGACCUGCCACUGUUGCCCACUGAAUUUGAGGAGGUCAUUCGAAGACACUGUGUGGAAGCUCACGAUAUUCUUCAGAACAAGUGGAUCCCAACUUGUGCAUCCAUUUUCCGUGACCAAAAAGAGAAAUGGCUUCAUUUUGCUCCUAAAAAUGACUCUGAUUCCUUUCAGCAAGUUGAAAGUUAUUUUUGUUCGGUGGCAACUCUAAUGUCAUUACAGUUACGUGAGAUGGUUGUUAACUCCUUAGAAGAUCUUCUUGCAUUUUUUAUGAUUCACAAGGAGGGAAGUGAUUUUACAGAACCGUAUCAAGAAAUGCAGUUCUUUGUACCUCAGAUACUAACAGUCAAACUCGGUGUGGAAGAACCCAAGAUUGUCUUUGAGCCGCCUUUGAAAGAAUGUUGGGAUUUAAUCAGUCGUUGCUUAAGGGUGAUCCUGGACAGUGCCGAGGAACUUCCAAAGGUAGAAAGAUUUCUGUUUCCAGCACUAAAAAGAGAUGAUCUCACUCUCAGUACAGUCAAACCAGAGGAAUCAUUGUUUUCAGAGUAUGUGAACAAACUUGAAAAGAUCUUUGAGAGCAACACACUUGGUCCACAGAAGUAUUUAAACGUGUACAGGAAAUACAGCGAUCUUUUGAACAGCAAUGCACAGCAAGAUGUCACAGAUUUCUUGAAAGAAGGUCAUUCUUUAGAAGCUUUAGCAGAGAAGAUUGACAGCUUAACAGAACUGAAAAGAGAGAUUGCUUCCAUGCAUGUCACUGUCCCUCUGGCCAUGUUCUGUCUGGAUGCCGUACAACUGAAUGAGGAGCUCUGCAAUCGGACCCAAAAUCUUAAAGAUAGAUUGAUUGAAUUUGAAGUGAUGGAAAACAGAGAGUUAAAUGAAAGAAUUUGCAAAGAAUAUAACUCAAUUGCAAAUAGACUAAGCAUAGUGCCACUGAACACUGAAGAGAUAGUGGAAUCAGCUGCAUACUUAAAGAGAUCCAGUGAAGUUACUGUUCGUAAACUGAGACGGGAGGUCGCUGAAGCAACACACAGACUGGAAUUCCUCAUGGACUAUGCUGAUCUUUCUUUUUUCCAUUGGCCUGAACAGAUUGAGAUAAUCUUUGACAACACCAGAGAUCAGUUGCAUAACAGGAGGAAUGAAGCAGAGAUGGCUUUGCUUGAAAAGUGUUCUCAGUUUGAGGAAACUCUUGAAGGUUAUAAUAGAGAAGUAGAAAGCUACAAAAAGCGGGAUGUCAUGACCAUGGAAGAAAUGAAGAACAACACUGAGAAAUUUAAGGAGUUAAAUAAGAAUCUAGAUAAUGCACUGAAAGAAUUUGAGGCUAUUAAUAAAGAAGAGGAGUUACUUGAGCGGGAGAAGAGUCAAUUUCCUCUACUGCAAAUUAUAAUUGCAAACAAACAACCCUUUGAGCAACUUUGGGUAACAGCAUAUGAUUUCCAUACCAAAUCUGAGGAAUGGUUGAAUGGAUCUCUCCAGAAGUUAAAUGCUGAUGAAAUUACUGAAGAAAUUGGAAAUAUGUGGAGGACUAUGUACAAGCUCAGCAAGAGUUUUCCAGAUUUGCCUGGGCCUAGACGCUUAGCAGGAAGUAUGAAAUAUAAGCUUGAUAAAUUUAAACAGCAUCUUCCUGUCCUGUCAAUUGCCUGCAAUCGUGGAAUGAAGGAGAGACAUUGGGAGCAGAUUAGUGAAAUUGUAGGAUGUGAAAUCAGACCUGAUGAAACUACCACUCUUAAAAACAUACUGGAUUUUGGACUCUCAAAAUAUAUUGCUCAGCUGGAACCUAUUGGAGCAGCUGCAAGUAAGGAGCAUUCCUUAGAGAAAUCAAUAGAGAAAAUGAAAUCAGAGUGGGUCAACGUGCAGCUCGGUCUGGUGAAAUACAGAGAUACUGACAUCAGCAUCCUGUCAGCAAUUGACGACAUCCAGCUUUUGCUGGAUGAUCACAUUGUUAAAACUCAGACAAUGUGUGGCUCUCCCUUCAUCAAACCAAUAGAAGCUGAAUGCCGGGCUUGGGAAAAUAAGCUGUGUUUAAUACAAGAUAUUCUAGAUAGCUGGUUAAAAUGUCAGGCAACAUGGUUGUAUUUGGAACCAAUUUUUAGUUCAGAAGAUAUUAUAGCUCAAAUGCCUGAAGAGGGCAGAAAGUUUGGGGUUGUGGAUACAUACUGGAAGGACAUUAUGGCACAAGUGGUGAAAGACACAAAGGUACUUGUAGCAACUGAACAACCCAUGAUGUUAGACAGACUUCAGGAAGCAAAUACUCUCUUAGAAGACAUUCAAAAGGGGUUGAAUACUUACUUGGAGAAGAAAAGAUUAUUUUUUCCAAGAUUCUUUUUCCUGUCUAAUGAUGAGCUGCUUGAAAUACUGUCUGAAACAAAGGAUCCCCUUAGAGUACAACCACAUUUAAAGAAGUGUUUUGAAGGAAUUUCUAAACUGGAAUUCACAGAAGAUCUGGAGAUUGUAGGCAUGAUCAGUUCAGAGAAAGAAAUUGUUCCUUUCAUAGAGAAAAUCUACCCAGCGAAUGCAAAAGGCAUGGUAGAAAAAUGGCUUUUGCAAGUAGAGGAAAUGAUGCUGGCCAGUAUAAGACAAGUUCUUCAAGAUGGCUUAAAAGGCUAUAUCAAGGUUCCUCGAAAAACGUGGGUACUUCAGUGGCCUGGACAGGUGGUUAUUUGCGUUUCAUCCAUUUACUGGACAGAAGAAGUGUCUGAGGCUAUAAGGAAAGGAACUUUACCAGAUUUCUUGGAGAAGAGUAAUCUACAAAUUGGGGACAUCGUUGAGUUAGUGAGAGGAAAGCUGUCCAGUGGAGCCCGGCUGACACUCGGAGCUCUUACUGUCAUUGAUGUGCACGCUCGUGAUGUGGUUGCAAAAUUGGUUGAAGACAAAAUCACUGAUCUGAAUGACUUCCAGUGGAUUUCUCAGCUGAGAUACUACUGGGAAGAGACAGAUGUAAUAGUGCGAAUGAUUACAACAGAAGCCAAAUAUGGUUAUGAGUAUCUGGGCAAUUCUCUACGUCUGGUUAUAACCCCACUAACAGAUCGAUGUUAUAGGACAUUAAUGGGUGCCUUGAAAUUAAAUCUUGGUGGUGCUCCAGAAGGACCUGCUGGGACUGGCAAAACAGAAACAACAAAAGAUCUAGCAAAAGCACUAGCUAAGCAGUGUGUGGUCUUUAAUUGCUCUGAUGGUCUCGAUUACAAGGCAAUGGGCAAGUUCUUUAAAGGGCUGGCACAAUCUGGUGCAUGGUCCUGCUUUGACGAGUUCAAUAGAAUUGAGGUUGAAGUAUUAUCUGUAGUUGCCCAACAAAUACUUAGCAUCCAGCAAGCUAUUAUUCGCAAACUCAAAACAUUCAUCUUUGAAGGGACAGAGAUCUCUCUCAAUCCUUCAUGUGCUGUGUUUAUCACGAUGAAUCCUGGGUAUGCUGGACGGGCAGAACUACCUGAUAAUCUGAAGGCACUGUUCCGAACAGUUGCCAUGAUGGUUCCAGAUUAUGCUUUGAUUGGAGAAAUUUCACUUUAUUCAAUGGGAUUUCUGGACUCUCGGAGUCUUGCCCAGAAAAUUGUUGCCACUUACCGUUUGUGCUCAGAGCAGCUGUCAUCUCAGCAUCACUAUGAUUAUGGGAUGCGUGCUGUUAAAUCUGUCCUGACAGCAGCAGGAAACUUGAAAUUGAAGUACCCAACUGAAAAUGAAAGCGUAUUGUUACUUCGGGCUUUGCUGGAUGUUAACUUGGCCAAAUUCUUGGCACAGGAUGUGCCUUUGUUUCAGGGCAUCAUAUCUGACCUGUUUCCUGGAGUGGUUCUUCCUACACCCGACUAUGACCUGUUUGUCAAGGCACUAACUGAAAAUAUAAACAAAAUGGAUCUUCAGCCAGUUCCCUGGUUCAUUGGAAAAAUUAUUCAGAUAUAUGAAAUGAUGCUGGUGCGCCAUGGUUUCAUGAUUGUUGGAGAUCCUUUGAGUGGGAAGACCUGUGCAUACAAAGUGCUCGCUGGAGCCCUUGGUGAUCUGUACGCAGCAAAAUCCAUGGAUGAAUUUGCUGUUGAAUACAAGGUUAUUAAUCCCAAAGCAAUCACUAUGGGGCAGUUGUAUGGCUGUUUUGAUCCUGUAAGCCAUGAGUGGACAGAUGGAGUUCUUGCAAAUGCCUUCAGGGAACAAGCAUCUUCUGCCACAGACGAUCGGAAAUGGAUUAUUUUUGAUGGCCCAGUGGAUGCAGUUUGGAUAGAGAACAUGAACACUGUGCUGGAUGAUAAUAAGAAGCUAUGCUUAAUGAGUGGUGAAAUAAUUCAGAUGAAUUCAAAAAUGAGUUUAAUUUUUGAGCCGGCAGACUUAGAAGAGGCAUCUCCAGCAACUGUCAGCAGGUGUGGUAUGAUCUAUAUGGACUCACAACAGUUAGGCUGGAAGGCACUGAAGGAUUCCUACAUGAAUACACUGCCUCCAAACCUGCAGGAAGAACACCGAGAGCUGGUCAAUGACUUGUUUAUGUGGCUAGUCCAGCCCUGUUUAGAGUUUAUUCAACUUCAUUGCAAAGCUAUUGUACAAACGUCCUCUAGUCAUCUGAGUUAUAGCUUGAUGAAACUUUAUACUUGUCUGCUUGAUGAAAUAAAGCAAUCCGAGGAAGAAGAGAAGGAAAGCAUGUCUAGUCAGCAUAUCACCUUGUGGCUGCAGGGCCUUUUCCUUUUUGCUUUGGUUUGGACAGUCGGUGGGAUCAUCGAUGCAGACAGCAGAAAGAAAUUUGAUUUGUUUUACCGCAACUUGUUACUGGGAGUAAAUGAUGAAAACCCACGCCCUAAAAGUGUGAAGCUUACCAGAAACAAUAUCUUCCCAGAAAAAGGGAGUGUUUAUGACUUCUAUUUUCACAAGCAUGGUAGUGGGCAGUGGAAUGUGUGGAUGGAGUACAUCACAAAAGAAGAGCAAGUUAUCUCCCCAGGGGCUAAGGUAUCUGAGCUGAUCAUUCCAACAAUGGAAACAGCCAGACAAAUGUUUUUUCUUAAAACAUACGUGGAGCAUAAUGUCCCUUUGCUUUUUGUGGGUCCCACUGGCACUGGAAAAUCAGCUAUAACAAACAAUUUUCUAUUACAACUUCCAAAGCAAAAAUAUAUCCCAAGCUUCAUCAACUUCUCUGCAAGAACCUCUGCCAGCCAAACCCAGGAUAUUAUUAUGUCCAAGCUGGACAAAAGAAGAAAGGGAUUAUUUGGACCUCCUUCGGGGAAAAAAGCUAUUAUGUUUGUGGAUGACCUAAACAUGCCUGCAAAGGAAGUGUAUGGAGCCCAGCCACCUAUUGAGCUUCUCAGACAAUGGAUUGAUCAUGGUCACUGGUAUGACCAGAAAAAUAAAUCCAAGAUUGAUAUCAUAGACGUGCUGCUUGUUUCAGCUAUGGGUCCACCUGGGGGAGGCAGGAAUGAUAUUACAGGACGCUUCACACGACACUUGAAUAUUGUAUCUAUCUGUUCUUUUGAUGAUGACAUAUUAACUAAGAUUUUUACUGCAGUUGCUGACUGGCAUUUCAGCAAAGGCUUUGAGCCUAUGUUUCUAAGGCUGGGUAAGAUGAUGGUCCAAGCGACAAUGGUGAUGUAUAAAAUGGCAGUUGGUAAUUUUCUCCCAACUCCUUCAAAAUCCCACUAUGUUUUUAAUCUACGGGAUUUUUCCAGGGUUAUUAAAGGAGUGCUGCUCUGUCCACACACUCAUUUGCAAGAUGGAGAUAAACUGAUCAGACUUUGGAUUCAUGAGGUAUACCGAGUUUUCUAUGAUCGCUUAGUUGAUGAGGAGGACAGGAAGCUGUUCUUUCAGAUGGUACAAGAGACAACAUCAAAUGCCUUCAAGCAGAGCUUUGAUAAGGUACUGAGUCAUCUCUCGCCUACUGGAGAAAUCUCUGAUGAUGAUAUUCGCAGCCUGUUCUUUGGAGACUAUUUGAACCCGGACAGUAAUGUAAAAGUCUAUGAUGAAAUCACAGACUUAAAGCAACUGACAACUGUGAUGGAAUACUACCUUGAGGAAUACAACAACAUCAGCAAAGCACCGAUGUCCUUAGUCAUGUUCAAGUUUGCUAUUGAGCAUAUCUCAAGGAUAUGCAGGGUAUUGAAACAGGAUAACGGACAUCUGUUGUUAGUAGGGGUUGGCGGGAGUGGUCGACAAAGUGCUACCAAGCUGGCCACCUACAUGAACAGCUUUGAACUCUUUCAAAUUGAAAUUACGAAGUCAUAUGGCACCCAUGAAUGGAAAGAUGAUGUAAAACGAGUCAUGCUGAAAGCAGGUGUUGGUAACAAUAAUGUGUCCUUUUUGUUCUGUGAUAAUCAAAUAAAGGAUGAAGCAUUUGUAGAAGAUAUCAACAUGCUUUUAAAUACCGGUGAUGUGCCUAAUAUCUUUGCAACAGAUGAGAAAGCUGAAAUUGUUGAGAAAAUGCAAGGUGCAGCAAGGUUGGAGAACAGGAAAAUUGAAGCCACUCCCCUUGCUAUGUACAAUUUCUUUAUUGAAAGGGUGAAGAAAAAUUUGCAUAUUGUGUUAGCCAUGAGUCCUAUUGGAGAUGCAUUUCGGAAUCGAUUGCGGAUGUUCCCUUCACUGAUAAACUGCUGCACCAUUGACUGGUUCCAAAGCUGGCCCACAGAUGCUUUAGAAAUGGUUGCUAACAAGUUUUUAGAGGAUGUUGAACUCGAAGAUGACAUUAGAAAAGAGGUUGUGUCCAUGUGCAAAUAUUUCCAAGAAAGUGUGAGAGAGCUCUCCAUCAGCUAUUACGCUGUACUGCGAAGACACAACUAUGUGACACCAACUUCAUACCUCGAAAUGAUUCUUACCUUCAAGACUCUGCUGAAUAGCAAAAGGCAAGAGGUUGACAUGAUGAGAGCUCGUUAUCUCACAGGACUUCAAAAACUUGAAUUUGCAUCUUCACAAGUUGCAGAGAUGCAGAAAGAACUGACUGACCUUCAGCCUGAAUUAAUUCAAACUUCUGCAGAAACAGAAAAAAUGAUGAUCAAGAUUGAAAAGGAAACAGUUGAAGUAGAUGCAAAGAAGGAACUAGUGUCGGCAGAUGAAAAAGAGGCCAAUGAAGCAGCAGCUGUUGCUAAAGCUAUUAAGGAUGAGUGUGAAGGAGACCUUGCUGAGGCCAUGCCAGCUUUGGAGGCAGCACUUGCAGCUCUUGAUACCCUGAAUCCUUCAGACAUCUCUCUUGUGAAAUCCAUGCAGAAUCCACCUGGUCCUGUGAAGCUCGUCAUGGAGAGUAUCUGUGUCAUGAAGGGAACUAAACCAGAGAGGAAGCCUGAUCCAAGUGGCAGUGGUAAAAUGAUAGAAGACUACUGGGGAUCAUCCAGAAAAAUUCUUGGAGAUCUGAAAUUUCUUGAGAGCUUAAAGACGUAUGACAAGGAUAACAUUCCUCCUGCUAUAAUGAAGAAAAUUAGAGAGAAGUUUAUUGAUCAUCCCGAUUUUCAGCCGGCUGUCAUAAAAAAUGUCUCAUCUGCCUGUGAAGGACUAUGCAAGUGGGUGCGAGCCAUGGAGGUGUAUGACCGUGUUGCAAAAGUGGUUGCCCCAAAGCGUGAACGAUUGAGAGACGCAGAAGGAUUACUGGAAGUUCAAAUGCAGAAACUAAAAACAAAACAAGCAGAACUCAAGGAGGUAGUUGAUCGCCUCCAGGCUUUGAAUGAUGAGUUUGACAACAUGAAUGACCGGAAGAGAGAAUUAGAAAAUAAUAUUGCACUCUGUUCACAAAAGCUUGUGAGAGCUGAACAGCUCAUUAGUGGUCUUGGUGGAGAGAAAGAUAGGUGGACGGAAGCUGCACGAUUAUUAGGAAUCCGGUACAUAGACCUAAUAGGAGAUGUGUUGUUAUCAUCAGGAACUGUGGCUUAUUUGGGAGCCUUUACUGUAGAUUAUCGCCUAAAAUGUCAAAAGCAAUGGCAGGUCCUCUGCAAUGAAAAGAACAUACCAUGCUCCAGUGAUUUUAGCUUAAGUAAUACAUUAGGGGACCCAGUCAAAAUCCGUGCGUGGCAGAUUGCUGGAUUGCCAAUUGAUUCUUUUUCCAUUGACAAUGGCAUAAUUGUUUCUAACUCAAGAAGAUGGGCUUUAAUGAUAGAUCCUCAAAGGCAAGCUAACAAGUGGGUAAAAAAUAUGGAGAAAAAUAACAAGCUGUCAGUUAUCAAAUUAUCUGACACACAUUAUGUGAGGACAUUAGAAAAUUCUAUUCAGCUUGGAACACCAGUCUUGCUAGAAAAUAUUGGUGAAGAACUAGACGCUUUCAUAGAACCCAUUUUGUUGAAGUUAACAUUCAAACAACAAGGAGUAGAAUACAUGAAAUUAGGGGAAAAUGUAAUUGAAUAUUCAAAAGAUUUCAGGCUUUACAUGACAACCCGCUUAAGAAAUCCUCAUUAUCUUCCUGAAGUGGCUGUGAAAGUUUGUCUACUCAACUUCAUGAUUACGCCUUUGGGUCUUCAGGACCAACUGCUUGGAAUUGUAGCUGCAGAAGAAAAGCCUGAGCUAGAAGAAAAGAAAAAUAAACUGAUUAUAGAAAGCGCAGCCAAUAAGAAACAACUAAAGGAAAUAGAAGAUAAAAUCCUGGAGAUCCUUUCCCAUUCGGAAGGAAACAUCUUAGAAGAUGAAACAGCCAUUAAUAUUUUGUCUUCAUCCAAAGAGUUAUCUGAAGAAAUCUCUGAAAAGCAAAAAAUUGCCUCUGUAACUGAGAUGCAAAUAGAUUCUACUCGAAUGGGAUAUAAGCCAGUUGCUGUUCAUUCAGCUGUUGUCUUCUUCUGCAUCUCUGAUCUGGAAAACAUUGAGCCUAUGUACCAGUAUUCAUUGAUUUGGUUCAUUAACUUGUAUGUUCAAUCUAUUGCUAAAAGCAAAAAAAGUGAAGAUUUAGAAGAGAGAAUUAAAAACAUAACCGAGCAUUUUACAAUAAGCAUCUAUAAUAAUGUCUGUCGUUCACUGUUUGAAAAGGAUAAGCUGCUCUUCUCCUUCCUUCUGACGGUAGGCAUUAUGAAGGGAAAAGACCAAAUAGAUGAUGAUGUUUGGCGUUUCCUACUGACAGGAGGUGUUGCUCUUGAUAAUCCUCACCCCAAUCCAGCUCCAGAUUGGCUAUCUGACAAAUCCUGGGCUGAGCUCGUACGUGCAUCUAGUCUGACAAACCUCCACGGACUAAUGGAACACGUAAAAGAGAAUUUAUCAAAGUGGAAGGUAAUAUAUGACUCUGUAAGACCCCAUGAAGAAGCUUUCCCAGAUGCGUGGAACACACUGAUGGGGUUAGAUCGCAUGGUUAUUCUCAGAUGUUUGAGACCUGACAAAAUUAUUCCGGCAGUGCAGGAGUUCAUUGCAGAAAAUAUGGGAAGAACAUUUAUUGAACCACCUACUUUUGAUCUUGGAAGAAGUUACAAUGAUUCAAAUUGCUGUGCCCCUUUGAUUUUUGUAUUAUCACCAGGUGCUGAUCCUAUGGCAGGUUUGCUAAAAUUUGCUGAUGAUGUUGGCAUGGGAGGCACAAGCGUUCAAACUAUUUCCCUUGGACAAGGCCAGGGCCCAAUAGCAGCAAAAAUGAUUUAUCAGGCUAUUACUGAUGGAACCUGGGUAGUGUUACAGAACUGCCAUCUUGCAACUAGCUGGAUGCCUGCUUUGGAAAAAAUCUGCGAGGAAGUUAUAGUGCCUGAGAAUACCAAUGAUAAAUUCAGGUUGUGGUUAACUAGUUAUCCAUCAGAAAAGUUUCCUGUUAGUAUCCUCCAGAAUGGCAUCAAAAUGACGAAUGAACCUCCAAAAGGAGUCAGAGCGAACCUUCUUCGAUCAUACCUUAAUGACCCCAUCUCCGACCCUGUGUUCUUUAGCAGUUGCCAAAAGCCAGAAAUAUGGCAAAAACUGCUGUUUGGCCUUUGCUUUUUCCAUGCUAUUGUGCAGGAAAGGAGAAACUUUGGCCCACUGGGUUGGAAUAUUCCAUACGAGUUCAACGAAUCUGACCUCCGAAUCAGUAUGCAACAGAUCCAGAUGUUUCUGAAUGACUAUGAAGAAAUCCCAUUUGAGGCUCUGACGUACCUAACAGGGGAAUGUAACUAUGGAGGUAGAGUAACAGAUGAUAAAGACAGGCGUCUUCUCCUGUCCCUUCUUUCCAUAAUUUAUAGCAAGGAUAUAGAGCAGGACAAAUAUAUGCUUGCACCUGGAGAUGACUACUACAUACCAUCACAUGGACCAUAUGAGUCUUAUAUCGAAUACCUACGAAGUUUACCAAUUAUAACACACCCUGAAGUGUUUGGACUUCAUGAAAAUGCAGACAUCACCAAGGAUAACCAGGAGACUAACCAGCUUUUCAGUGGAGUGCUUCUGACUUUGCCUAGAGAAGCAGGGGGAGGUGGGAAGUCCCCUCAGGAAACUGUUGAAGAUUUGGCGCAGGACAUCCUAUCCAAAUUACCAAGUGCCUUUGAUAUUGAAGAGGUUAUGAAGGUAUACCCAGUACUUUAUGAAGAGUCCAUGAAUACAGUUCUUAGGCAAGAACUAAUUCGAUUUAACAGGCUUACUGAAGUUGUUCGGAGCAGCCUCAUUAAUUUACGCAAAGCCAUUAAAGGCCAAGUGUUGAUGUCAUCUGAACUUGAAGAUGUUUUCAACAGCAUGCUAGUGGGAAAAGUACCAUCAAUGUGGGCUGCCAAAUCCUAUCCAUCACUGAAGCCACUGGGAAGUUAUGUGUCCGAUCUCCUCUGUCGUUUGGUCUUCUUCCAGGAUUGGGUUAUCAAUGGGGUGCCAACAGUUUUCUGGCUCUCGGGAUUCUUCUUCACUCAGUCUUUUUUGACCGGUGUUCUACAAAACUACGCCAGAAAAUACACCAUCCCAAUUGACCAUAUUGGAUUUGAAUUUGAGGUAAUGAAACAGGAGCACACGAUGGACAAAAUGCCAGAAGAUGGGGCUUAUGUGAGAGGCCUUUUUUUGGAAGGUGCACGAUGGGAUAGAGAAUCCUUGGUAAUUGGAGAAUCACUUCCAAAAAUCCUUUAUGAUUCUUUGCCCAUAAUUUGGCUGAAACCUGGAGAAAGUUCCAGGUUUCUUCAUAUGAACAUCUACUCAUGCCCUGUAUACAAGACAAGUGCAAGAAGAGGUGUCUUAUCCACUACUGGCCACUCAACCAACUACGUUCUCUCGAUUGAACUCCCUUCAGACAAGCCCCAGAAACACUGGAUAAAUCGAGGUGUGGCAGCACUAUGCCAGUUAGAUGACUGAGAGUAUGUAAGUCAAAACACUCACAUAUUGUUAUUAAAAGAUAUACUUUACUCCCCAAUGGCUGCAAUUUUUUUUUUAUGUCGGGAUUUCCUGCUGACUUCAAAGCAGCUCUCAAUUUCCUUUGUUUUUUAGCCAUUAUCAGCCACUGAGCAAGAGUGAGUGAAAAUAGAACACUA